GAAGUGAAGAUGGCGGAUCAGCAGUUGCUCGCCGAGUCGGCGCUCGGCUGGUCUAUUUUCACCUGUAUACUUCUGGUAAUCCUUGCCUUCUGUUGGGUCUACAUUCGGAAAUUUCAAAGUCGGCAGGAGAGUGAAGUUGUUUCAACUAUCACUGCAAUAUGUGCCCUCGCCAUUGCUUUGAUAACUUCAGCACUUCUACCAGUGGAUAUAUUCCUCGUCUCAUUCAUGAAGUAUCCCAAUGGUACCUAUAAGGAAUGGGCAGCAAACAACGAGACAAGAGGGCAAAUUGAAGGCACUGUGCUGUAUGGUUAUUACACACUUUACUCCAUCAUACUAUUCUGUGUCUUCCUAUGGAUCCCCUUUGUUUAUUUCUACUAUGAAGAAAGGGAUGACGAUAACGUGAACAGAUGCUCGCAAGUGAAGAACGCUCUGAAAUACACAGUUGGAUUUGCCAUUGUCUGUGUCGUGCUCCUUUUAAUUGGAGCUUUUGUUCCACUUGAGCUGCCACCUGGUCAGAAUUCCACCCAGUGGGAAAAAGUACAAUACCUUUUUGAAGAACUUGGAAGUAGUCAUGGUCUACCUGCUCUAUCUUUCUCCAUCAGCUCCUUGACCUUGAUUGGCAUGUUGGCAGUGAUCACUUACACGGCAUACGGUAUGUCUGUGCUGCCUUUGAAUCUGAUAAAAGGCACACGGAGCGUGAAGUAUGAACGCCUGGAGAACACAGAGGACAUUGAUGAUGUUGAGCAGCAGAUAGAGAAGCUGAAGUCCAAGUGUAUAGAUGGACGUCCCCUCUCCUCCAGGGACAGAAACAACUUGCAUGAGCUUGAGGGCAAACUGCAGGUCCUCCAGCGCAAGGGGAGACACCUGGAAAUUGCCGAGAGGAACUGCUGCACUAAAGUGGGCAGUGCGCUCCGACCGUUCAAGAUAUUGCUGGGCAUUUUCUUUAUCCUCAUUGCACUGCUGUUCACGGUUGCCUUGUUCAUUUCAAAUUUGGAUAAAGCUCUCCACUCUGCGGGCAUCAGCUCUGGGUUCAUAAUCUUUGGCACCAACCUAACUAAUCCUCUGAAUGAACUUCUUUUAGCCUUACAACCCGUCUUUCCAUUGGACUACAUCCUCAUCACAGUCAUCACCAUGUACUUUGUAGUCACUUCCAUGGCUGGCAUUCGCAACAUGGGCAUCUGGUUCUUCUGGAUGAGGCUGUACAAAAUCAGACCUAAGAAAACUCGCCCCCAGGCUCUUCUCUUCCUCUGUAUGAUUCUUCUCUUGAUUGUCCUGCACACCAGCUACAUGAUCUACAGCCUCGCCCCACAAUAUGUUAUGUACGGCAGCCAGAAAUAUCUUGUACAGAGUCAGAUGCCCUCAGCUGGUUCUACAUCUGGGAAUGCUACUUUUGCCACCACAAGGACCUGUGAUGCUGAUGCGCCUGAGGACCAGUGCACUGUGACAAGAUCCUAUCUUUUCCUCCACAAGUUCUGGUUCUUCAGCACCAUCUAUUACUUUGGUAACUGGGCCUUUAUCGGGGCUUUCCUCAUUGGCCUGGUGGUGUCCUGCUGCAGAGGGAAGAAGUCUGUGAUUGAAGGAGAGGUGGAGGCUGAUGACUCCGACUUCAGUGAUGAUGAAUAUGUGCACUGAAAAGCAGUGAUUGCUCGGACGGGUUUGUAGAUUUUCCCACCAUAAUUUAAAAGGACUACAAAGUACAAUUUGAUGAACAAAUAAAUGAAUGUCGGGAAUCUGUCAUCAUUUAUUUUAUUAGUUUUAAGGAGUUAUUGCAGUGGUGUCUUGUGCAUUCCAGCCUUGUUAAUGAGACCACCGAGACUGAUAUCUGAUUUCUCAGUCAAUAUUAUUGAUGACUAAACCCUACCUUGAAGAAGAGGUUACUGAAUGGCAUCAUGUAACGCUGGCUCUAAUAUACUAUUUAAGAUAAAAAUGCUGGGAAGAUAUUAGAGCCUCUACAAACUGUUCUGCUUGCUCAAAAGCUAAUGGGUAUGACAUAAUAAUUCUAUGUGUUGACAGCAGUAAUGUUUUCAAAGUUUAUUUUGCUUAUUUUGUCUUGGGUUAUCCAUUUGCCAAGACCAUUAUUUAAUCGAACGUUACUGUACUUGCGUACCGACACUGGGUGUCACGUAAAGGCCCAAGUGCGGCUGACGUGUUUUCAAGGUUUCGGUAAUUCUUGGUUUUAAUUUUCAGGGUUCAACAGCGUUUUGCUAUCUAUCUUUGAAGAACAUGAUGCAUCUAAACAUGGAAUAAAUCAAAUAUGUAUGUCGUUUUAUUUAGUACUUCUCCUUUUUUGCUCUAGUUUAUCUACAGUCAUGUUUAUUUUUAUUUUCAGUGAAUUUAGUGGUAUAAAAAUGAACACAAACUGUUCAUUUAAUCAAUAAAUUGACAGAAAGUUUUUAAUUUGAAAUCAAAUAUGUGUGCCUCAUGAAUGUCUAGCACGCUGAUGGGUACACACUAUUCUAACCCAUUAAAUUAGCCUCACUUCUGAAUCUCAAGUUUAGUAUUUUGCUUUGAAAUGAAAGUCUGGCAGCAGGAAAUAAGGUUACAUAAUGACGACGGGAGCUGCAUCAGAUGUGUUUGUGUUCACCUGUGAUGGGUUGAAAAGAAUGCAGUUGUGUUAAUAUUGAAUGGUACUUGUAUUUAAAGAAAUAAAACCAUUUUAAACGCA
Molecule: messenger RNA, 2665 nt
Organism: Pseudoliparis swirei
Lineage: Eukaryota; Metazoa; Chordata; Actinopteri; Perciformes; Liparidae
Gene: lmbrd1
Product: LMBR1 domain containing 1
Exons: 16
Coding region: 10-1632 (540 amino acids)
Biological process (GO): protein localization to vacuole
Cellular component (GO): vacuolar membrane
Source: RefSeq, a predicted model, not a curated record